CAUGAUGACCUUUCCGGCGACGAGGUAUCGAGACCCACUCCGACCAAAUCAUGGCCUAAUCACACGCAAAUCCGCAACCUUCCAAGCCCUCCCAUCAAUCAAAAUCAUCCUAUAUAGCACCGUGCUCCCUCCACCCCUCGUCACCGGCUCACCGCAACACGCCUCCCCCAGUUCCACUCCGUUUCCCAAGCACACGCUAGCUCCCUUCGCUUCACGUGUCCAUCUCCACCCCCGACCACCAACCGUCGCCAACUUGCCAUGGAGAAGACCUAGCCAGCUUGUAGUACUACCUUUUCGUCCUUGGGAGUCGGGAGAGGGAUCCUCCGGAGCUGGCCGAGGCAUGGCAUUGGAGGCCGCGGUGUUCUCCCGCGCUGCUGCUGCUCGUCUCUUCGGUCGCUGCGCCAUGGCCGGGGCGGGAGGAGCUUGGAAUGGCCUGUUCGGUGGAGGUGAAGGGUUGGCCGGCUUGGACGGCGGGGACUGGGACGCCGACGCCGUCGCGGCGGCGUGCUCGUCCAUGCUGCUGCCUCAUGCUGCGUUCCAGGAGCUGGAUAUCUCUGUCCCCGGCGCCGCCACUACCCCGCCGCAGGAGGGGACUGGAGUUCCCGGCGCCGAGUUGAACGCGGCCGGCGUGGGCGAGGAUAAUGCUACGCCGAUGACCGCGGCGGCGACGGGGCGGAGGAAGCGGCGGCGGACGAGGACGGCCAAGAACUCGGAGGAGGUGGAGAGCCAGCGGAUGACCCACAUUGCCGUCGAGCGCAACCGCCGCAAGCAGAUGAACGAGUACCUCGCCGCGCUCCGCUCCCUCAUGCCGCCCUCCUACGCGCAAAGGGGUGAUCAGGCGUCUAUCGUCGGAGGUGCGAUCAACUUCGUCAAGGAGCUGGAGCAGCUGCUCCAGACCCUGGAGACGCACAGGCAGGCACGGGAACGCGCGGCCGCCGUCGACGGCGGGGAAGCGCAGCCACCGCCGUUCGCCAACUUCUUCACCUUCCCGCAGUACUCGAUGAGCGCCACCUCGGCACCGGCGCCUCCUCCUCCAGCCAACAACGAUGAGGGUGCCGACGGCGGCGCCGAGGCCGAGGCGUCCGGGUCAAAGCCGUCGGCGGUGGCGGACGUGGAGGUGACCAUGGUGGAGAGCCACGCCAACCUGCGGAUGCUGUCCCGGCGGCGGCCGAGGCAGCUGCUGCGGCUGCUGGUGGGGCUGCAGGGCCACCGGCUCACAGUGCUGCACCUCAACAUGAGCAGCGCCGGCCACAUGGUGCUCUACUCGCUCAGCCUCAAGGUGGAGGACGAUAGUCAACUUACCUCCGUGGAUGAGAUCGCCACCGUGGCCCAUCAGAUCGUCGAGAAGAUCCAAGAAGAGGAAGAACUUACCGCGGCGGCUUAAUUAGGGCAUGCAGCAUCUCACAUUAUAUUACGCGACAUUAGUUGAUUCUAGCAAGUGAAGUGAUGACUCGUGUGCAAACAAAUAAAGUCCAUCUCUGCCUAGCAGCUUAGUGAAGCUGAAUCCAUGGAUGAAAAAUGAUGAAUUUGUUCGUUCAUAAAA
Molecule: messenger RNA, 1543 nt
Organism: Hordeum vulgare subsp. vulgare (domesticated barley)
Lineage: Eukaryota; Viridiplantae; Streptophyta; Magnoliopsida; Poales; Poaceae
Product: transcription factor TDR-like
Exons: 3
Coding region: 2-1384 (460 amino acids)
Biological process (GO): regulation of transcription by RNA polymerase II
Molecular function (GO): DNA-binding transcription factor activity, RNA polymerase II-specific; protein dimerization activity; RNA polymerase II cis-regulatory region sequence-specific DNA binding
Source: RefSeq, a predicted model, not a curated record